AUGAAUACCAUUCAUUUGCUUCUGGGUAUUCUACUCAUCACUGUGGAAGCCAUGAAUAGUACCACUCCGGAACCACUUGGGCCCAAGGUUAAGCGGUUUUUUCAAAUCGAAGGGAAAAUCUACUGUAAUGAAACAAGCAUGAGAUACCUUGUCACAAUUCUAAGGAAAGGUCCACAAUUCUCAAUUCCCAUCUCUGAACUUGAACCUGUUGAUGCUGUUGACACCUACAUCUAUGUCGCCAUUGCCAAAGACUUUCCAAAAAAUUCGACCACAUACGACCUCCAAAUAAAGAUUCUGCACAACUGUAACGAAAAGAGACACGUGAUGGAAUUCAAAGAUGACAUUGGAUCUUUCCUUCCGGUAGAACGCUGGACAAAAAUCAGACACAACAUUGAUCUCACCGUCCCUGAAAAAGAAGUCGGGCCAUCCAACCUCACCAUGAUGUGGGAAAAUAGACCAUUUUAA
Messenger RNA from Caenorhabditis remanei, 465 nucleotides. RefSeq lists its product as uncharacterized. The transcript is spliced from 4 exons. The record is from RefSeq and is a predicted model, not a curated record. NCBI's taxonomy places the organism in Eukaryota, Metazoa, Nematoda, Chromadorea, Rhabditida, Rhabditidae. Bases 1 to 465 code for a protein of 154 amino acids.